GCACGUGUUCAGUUGCCGGUGGACCUUCGAGACUUACACAACGAUCUUCAUACCUACACAGAAAGAAGAAUAGGUUGAAAAAACCCGAAAAAAAAAAAUAAUGGCCAACUUGUUGAUAUUCCUGGCUGCACUGCUGGCGAUUCCUUCAUCCGGAAGCGUUUCAUCAUCUGCCAAGAAUAGAAGAGGUCGGCAAUGGGUAGGUGAACUGGAAGAUCAGAGCGGCUGUAGCUUUCCCGUCUCCGUCGGGCAGAACGGCACGAUGAGCAAUUCUCCGGUUGAACGAGUUUCCUUGUGCAAUUUCACGAUGAGUGGGCCGCUUGUCGACAGUGUAUAUCCCUGGCGAAAAGGAUUAGCCUCACUGAGCAACUGGCUCGGUGGCCCGGCUACAGAUGCUUCCAAUUCUUCCGACGGGGGAUACGCAUUUUUUGAAACUUCCUUUCUUCCCGGACAACAUCAGCAAUUACCUCGAGUUCAACCCAAGGCGUGGCUCAAGAGUCCCGUUUACCAGGCCACCACGCCUCACGGCUAUUGUCUCCGCUUUUCCUACAACAUUCAGGGUGUGAGCGCUUCCAAACUGAGACUAUUGCGCGUCCAAAUGGUGCCGACCCUUGAAGGUCACGGCGCCGCACCCAAGAAUUCUCCAGCAGCCACUACGCUUAUCGCCAACAGUAUUCUAAUGCCAUCGUUGUCAUCGAAUACGCAACAGAAAAGACAAGCCGAUGGAAAUUUGAUAUUCGCCUCGCCGUGGACGCCGUUUCGAAAGAUCCUUGUCAAUCAGACGGGAUGGCAGGAAGUCGUGGAUGAGAUUUGGUUGUCAUCCGACUCGACUCGAGGUGAAUGGCUGGAUGGUCACGUGACUUACAGUUCUCCGUAUCCACACGCCUUCAUCUUUGAAGCCGUACCCAAUUUGGCAUACUCACAAUAUCGCGGACACGUUGCCAUUGAUGAUAUUCAGUUCUCCAGUGGUCCAUGCGAAGCUGAAUGCGAAUUCAAUGUGGACUUUUGCCAAUGGUCUAACGACCCUGAUGGAGAUUUUGACUGGUCGCUGAGUCGAGGUUCAUUGUGGACGAAUACGGGGCCUUUGCGUGAUCAGCUUUCAUCGCAACACAAUUUCAAUUUUGGAGGAUAUGCUUUUAUCGAUUCGCGACAGCCGCAUUUUCCCGGUAGUCGUGCCUCGUUGACGAGCAAUAUUUUACCUGCCACGGCUAAUCAAGAAUCCGAUAACGCUCUUUGUUUCGUCUUUUGGGUGCACAUGUUUGGCGCAGGCAUCGGCAGCUUAAGAGUUCUUCAAAAGUCGAUCGCCAAUACUUCCGAUUCCUCAGAACAAGAAAUAUGGCAACUUUCCGGUCAAUCUGGCCCGCGUGAUUCGUGGUACAGGGCACAAGUUACUUUAGCUUCCUCGACGCCCUUUAAAGUUCGAUUGGAAGCGACGGUUGGCGAAUCUGGUUAUGGCGAUAUUGCAAUAGAUUCGCUCCGCAUUGAAAACGGAUCAUGUCCUGGAUUACCCGAGUGGGCGGUGAAUAGAGGCUUUGACUGUACGUUCCAAAAUGGCUUAUGUGGGUGGGUAUUAACCAAUAGCCGACCCGGAAUCACAUCCAUGUGGAUGCGAAAUAGCGCCGACAUCUUCUCAGGUCGUCCGGACGGUCAUUCGCAGCAGAACGUACUAUCUCAUUUGCCCAACAGCUACAUGUUGUUUGAUACUUACCUCAACGGACAUACGCCCGGAUCGCGCGGCUUUAUUUCGAGCGUUUUACAACGUAGCACCGAACAUCAUUGCCUGUCGUUUUGGUUUUACAUAGCCAGCGCUUCAGCCGCCCAUCCUCGACUGGGCGCACUUGAGGUGGUCUUGUAUGAACCAGUUGCGUCUAACAGAAGCGGCAACGAGACAAUCAAUGCCGCCAAGCACACUUCAGCGGUGUCGAGCACUUUGUGGCGCUUGGAGAAUCAUCAAGAGGAGAAGUGGCUCUCUGCUCAGGUGUCUUUCGUGCCCGCUUCCGGAGGAUACAUAAGCUUUGUCGGUAUACGAGGCGAAGGAUUACGUGGGAUUAUAGCCAUAGAUGAUGUUACGCUCUACCGGGGCCGUUGUCAAAUUUUGCCAGCGGACGCUGCCGUCAGCCCACUAGAUUGCAGUUUCGAUCAAAACUUUUGUAAAUGGAGCGUCGAUACCCAGCCUGUCAUUGCGGCCAGCAGUACCGAAGGUAUUACAACAGAGAAGCAAGUGGAAGCUGCGGUAACAACGGAGAAGCAAGUGGAGGCUGCGGUAACAACAGAGAAGCAAGUGGAGGCUGCGGUAACAACGGAGAAGCAAGUGGAGGCUGUGGUAACAACGGAGAAGCAAGUGGAUGCUGCCAUCACAACAGAGAAACUAAUGGAAAUUACGGUCACAACGGAGAAGCAAAUGGAAAUUGUGAUUACAACCGAGAAGCAAAUGGAAGCUUCAGCCACAACUGAGAAACCAAUGGAAGUUUUCAUCACAACAGAAAUACCGCCAACCACAAAUACCUCUUCUUUGGAUUCAAAGAUCAAAUCGACACCUGUAAAUGAAGAACAGCCCAUUGUAUUUCCGGUCUACGACGAGCAAGUCACCACAGAAGAUUCCAUUUCAAUGACGACCGCUGAUGUCGUUACCACAUCGACUGGCAUUGCCGAGUUGAUUGAAUUGAUUUCGCUCCAAUCAUCACCGUCUGCAACAGAAGCAAGACACAAUUCUGUUCAGACUAGCGCAUCGAUAUUGAUCAGUGAUGUGUCUCCAGAAGUCAGAACAUCAACGGAAAUUGAAAGUUCCAACAGUUCAGCUGUUUCGAUUCCAUCUUCGACGCCAUCCACCACAAUAGUGGCGGCGACAACGGCCAUACAAGCAUCAACAGCAGGAGCAUCAAUGACAGGCAGUGAAACGAAAGCAGUUCCAACGCCGUCAGCCACAAGCCCGUCGAUAGUAAUCAAGACAGCGUCUGAUAAUGUCAACAAGGAUAGCGCCGUGAGGGGAGUCUCUGGUCUCUACGACGAGAUCACGUCGUUUGGCGGUAACACAAUCGAAGUUAUAAGUACAAGCCGUGACGGAGCCACUAAAUCGAUCAUCAUCAGCCAACCGGUGCGCAAUCGGUUCCGACGCUCUGGUAAAUGGAUUGGUUACAACCAUCCGCGCAAUUCAAGGAUCGUUAAUUACCGGAGAGCUCAAAGUUCUUCAGCGGAAGAAGGUGUUUGGAAACGUGCAAAGCCCGUCCCGUUUUGGCUCCGGUCACGUCAUCCAUCCGUUGAUGAUGAACAAAUCACUCCCGUAUCUGCACACCAAACGUUUACGUCACAGCGAACGUCACCGCCUAAACUAUUUGCCUUUUCUAACGCCCCGAGAUCUCCAGGCAAUGAGCCGCUUUCUCCCCAAUCUGGGAAGUCCAACAGUUCUGAAUCUCUCGUCAACGAAAACCCUCAAUGGCUAUUAUCGGGCCCUUCAUCGUCCCUUUAUGGCGUACGUGACCACACGCUUCAGCUAGCAGACGGUGGAUACGUUUACAUGGAGGGUAAAGGGAAAUCGAGCGCGAGUCGGCUAUUUUCUCCGCCAUUCCCUGGCAACGCAACAUAUUGCCUGUCGUUUUUCUUCACUAUGGCUUACAACAGCCCCAACUCUACUUUGACUGUUUAUCGGCUCAGCGAGGGUCCAUUAAACGAGUUGUGGAGGGUUACUGCGGCGGCGAUCGAUCGAUCCGGCAACCGGAACAAGUCACCCUGGAUACCUGCCCGUGUCCCUAUUCCAACAGUCGGAGAAGCCGAUCAAUCUCUCGUCAUUGAAGGAUCAACAGAUAGCGGCGGAAUCGGACUCGAUGACAUCCGCUUUAGACAAGUGCCUUGUUCAAUUCGUCCCUGAAGAGCUAAUCAACACGUGUUCCUAAUUUAUAUUUUGCAAAACUUUUUGUUAAUCAUCUCUGCAUGUUUUGCUUCACUCUUGUUCGAAACUACACAGAAAAAUACUAAAACAA
Molecule: messenger RNA, 3974 nt
Organism: Daphnia magna
Lineage: Eukaryota; Metazoa; Arthropoda; Branchiopoda; Diplostraca; Daphniidae
Exons: 18
Coding region: 101-3862 (1253 amino acids)
Cellular component (GO): membrane
Source: RefSeq, a predicted model, not a curated record